Molecule: messenger RNA, 3408 nt
Organism: Nicotiana attenuata
Lineage: Eukaryota; Viridiplantae; Streptophyta; Magnoliopsida; Solanales; Solanaceae
Product: phospholipase D beta 1-like
Exons: 9
Coding region: 555-3098 (847 amino acids)
Biological process (GO): phosphatidylcholine metabolic process; phospholipid catabolic process
Cellular component (GO): plasma membrane
Molecular function (GO): D-type glycerophospholipase activity; calcium ion binding
Source: RefSeq, a predicted model, not a curated record
UCUGUUAUCCUAAGUUUAACAUUUAUUUUCUGUUAGAAUUAGUCCACUUGGUUUAUAUUUUAUACAUUAAGGAAAGUCUGAUGGAUCCUUCUUCUUAUAUAACUCGUUCAACUCUGUCAUUGUCUGCAUUCUUGAUUUCUCAGUCUCCUUCAGUUCUAGCAGCAGCCAUUUACCAAGUCAAUUCUCUUUCUUCUUGUUCACACACAAACCCCAUUUUCCAAUUUCAACUUCUUUGUUCUAUAUAUACACAUUUCCUCAUUAUUUCCCAUCUGGGGUUUUUCUUGUUUUGGCCUGUUAAGCUGAUCUUUUCUCUCUAUUUUGCUCUUUCUUUUGGAAUUUUGAUCUUUCAAGAUUUGUUUUGGUGACCGUAAAUUCUGGUAAUUUGUGUUAAAGUUGAGAUCUUUACAUUUAUUAUAACUGAUACUUGAGUGAUUACCUGUUUAGUAUAUGAUCUGCCAUUGCUGCAAUUUAGAAUUUUGACUUUUGUGGUCAGUUUUGUUGUAAAGGGGGUUUAAAUUUGAGAGGGGUUGAGGAUUUAAAAAGAAGGUGUUUUUAUGGCUCAUUUGUCUUAUUCUGAUUCUAUUAGUUCACAACAUGGUCAAGGUGUCCAAGUUCUCCCAUUUAAGACAUCAACAGGAUCACUUAGGGUGUUGUUGUUGCAUGGAAAUUUGGAUAUUUGGGUGAGGGAGGCUAAGAAUUUGCCAAACAUGGAUCUAUUUCAUAAGAAAUUGGAUAACUUGAUUGGAGGAUUGGCAAAACUUGGCAGUAAAAAGGAAGGCGCCACGAAGAUUACUAGUGAUCCUUAUGUUACAGUUUCAGUAUCUAAUGCUGUGGUUGCUAGAACAUAUGUGAUUACCAAUAGCGAAAAUCCGGUUUGGAUGCAGCACUUUUAUGUACCAGUAGCACAUUAUGCACCAGAAGUUCACUUUGUUGUUAAAGAUAAUGAUGUUGUAGGAUCUCAAAUUAUAGGUGCUGUUGGAAUUCCAGUAGAGCAACUAUGUUCUGGUGAAUUCAUUGAGGGAACAUUUCCAAUUAUAAAUGGUAGUGGGAAGCCUUGUAAGGAAGGAGCUGUCUUGACUUUAUCAAUUCAGUUCACUCCAACGGAGAGGGUACCUCUUUAUUAUGGUGGUGUAGGAGGAGAUCACGCGUAUAAGGGCGUGCCGGGGACUUAUUUCCCUCUCAGACGAGGCGGAAAAGUAACACUUUAUCAAGACGCUCAUGUACCCGAGGGCAGCCUUCCUAAUUUGUGGCUUGAUAACGGAGUGCAGUAUAAGCAUGGACAGUGUUGGCAGGAUAUGUUCAAUGCAAUAAAUCAGGCUCGUCGGUUGAUUUACAUUACAGGAUGGUCGGUGUACCACUUAGUUACACUUGUUAGGGAUAAUGGAAAAGCUGAGGAGAGCAUGUUGGGGGAAAUUCUCAAGAGGAAGUCACAAGAAGGUGUGAGAGUACUGCUUCUCAUAUGGGAUGAUCCUACCUCUUCUAAGAGCAUUUUGGGAUACAAAAGUGAAGGAAUCAUGGGAACUAGUGAUGAAGAAACUCGUCGCUAUUUUAAGCAUUCUUCAGUGCACGUGCUACUUUGUCCCCGUUCUGCUGGAAAAGGACACAGCUGGGUCAAAAAACAGGAAACUGGAACAAUAUACACACAUCAUCAGAAAACUGUAAUAGUGGAUGCAGAUGCUGGUAAUUACCAGAGAAAGAUUAUCGCUUUCGUUGGUGGCCUUGAUUUGUGCAAAGGGCGUUAUGAUACUCCACAACACCCUAUCUUUAAAACAUUGCAAAAUGUGCACAAAGAUGACUAUCAUCAGCCUAACUACACGGGCCCUACUACCGGUUGUCCUAGAGAACCUUGGCAUGAUUUACAUAGUCGGAUCGAGGGGCCUGCUGCAUAUGAUGUCCUAACUAACUUCGAAGAGCGCUGGUUGAAGGCUUCAAAGCGCCAUGGACUUCAAAAGAUGAAAGCUUCACAAGAUGAUGCAUUACUCCAACUUGACAGGAUUCCCGACAUAUUAAAAAUAGCUGAUGUCCCUUGCCUAGGAGAAGAUGAUGCAGAUACGUGGCAUGUCCAGAUUUUCCGGUCGAUUGACUCCAACUCUGUUAAAGGGUUCCCCAAAGAUCCCAAAGAAGCCACUAACAAGAAUCUAGUUUGUGGUAAGAAUGUGCUGAUAGAUAUGAGCAUACAUACUGCCUAUGUAAAGGCAAUCCGAGCUGCCCAACAUUUCAUCUACAUUGAGAACCAGUACUUCCUAGGGUCCUCUUACAAUUGGAAUAACUACCAAGAUUUAGGUGCAAAUAACUUGAUACCAAUGGAGAUUGCUCUAAAAAUUGCCAACAAAAUACGGGCAAAUGAGAGGUUUUCAGUAUAUAUAGUUGUUCCUAUGUGGCCAGAGGGUGUUCCAACCAGUACUGCUACUCAGAGAAUACUUUUUUGGCAGCACAAUACCAUGCAGAUGAUGUAUGACACAAUUUACAAAGCUUUAGUAGAGGUAGGGCUGGAAAACACAUUUGAACCCCAAGACUAUUUGAAUUUCUUCUGUCUUGGCAAUCGCGAGGUUCAGGAAGAUGGAAACAAUACAGUUGUCAAAAGUUCUAAGCCAACUACACCUCAGGAACUCAGUCAGAAAAGUCGGCGUUUUAUGAUAUAUGUACAUUCAAAAGGAAUGAUAGUGGAUGAUGAGUAUGUUAUAUUGGGAUCUGCGAACAUUAAUCAACGUUCCCUGGAAGGCACCCGAGAUACUGAAAUUGCAAUGGGUUCUUAUCAGCCUCAUCAUACAUGGGCAACCAAACACUCUCGACCACAUGGACAGGUAUACGGCUACAGGAUGUCACUGUGGGCAGAGCACACGGGAACUCUUGAGCAAUGUUUCGAGCUUCCAGAGAGUCUUGAAUGCGUGAGACGGAUAAGAGUAUUUGGUGAACACAACUGGCUACAAUACGCGGCUGAUGAAGUAACUGAGAUGAGAGGCCACCUUCUUAAGUAUCCUGUUGAAGUUGAUCGAAUGGGCAAGGUCAAGUCACUACCUGGCUGUGAAACCUUUCCAGAUAUCGGAGGGAAGAUAAUCGGCACAUUCACCGGCGUUCAAGAAAAUCUCACUAUCUGAUCUAGGGAAUUCUGCCCUAGUGUAGCUUUUGAAAAUUUUCAAGAAUCCUCAUUCUGCAGUCUGAGAGUUGUUUCUGCACCAUGUUUCAUGUAGGCCAUGAUUUCCAGCUUAUAACUGGUAGAUUUUCUUGUUUUUUUUUUCCCUCCGUUUUUUGCCUAGUGUUGGUUUUAUAAACUAGAAUGAGAAAAGGUUUCAUUGUAUUCUGAUGCUUUUGACUAGAAAUGCUAUAGCAUUGGUUAAAAAGAAAAGUCUUUAUGAUACUUCUGAUUAAUUAAUUAAAUAAAAAGAGCCUCAUUGAUACUUUCCCUUA